AUGCCCGGCGACCCGGCAAUGCUUGAGAAGCUUGGCCUCCGUGACAUCCCCCGCUGGUACCGUGAGAAGUACGGCAUCCCUAGCCUGCUACCGAAUGGGCAUGUUCAUCCUCGUCAUCAAAUCGGCCAUGCUCUGCCACUGGCGGACAAUGGCGGUUUCGGAGCGGUCCACAAUCCAUCCCGCCUCGCGACAAAUGUAAUUUCAGACAUUUCUGAUAUUGAGAAGGAGUCUCGGCAGAAGACUCAUUAUGCUAUUCAGCACUCACCAGUUGCACUUCCUGGUUCGUCACGGCCUGUCUAUACAACCGCAGGACCGGCCAGGGCUCAGGUUCCUCAGAGGCACGGAGCAAAGAAUUCCUCGAAAAUGGACCUUUUAUCCUUUGACCCUCUGCCAGAAUACCCCAGCUAUACGUCCGUGGAAACUGCGCCCGGGAAGGUACGCACACUGACCGGCUCAAAUGGCACCGCCGCCUUUGCGAAUGUCAAUGACAACGAGCGCGAGGACUUCGUCCGCAGUAUACAAUCUCUGAUGCCGGCUCCAAUGUCCGGAAGCUCGGAGUACCUGCUGGCCGGUAGUUCCCUCUACAAGCCUCGUUCCAAGAAGGCACAAAAAUCCCGCCGGUUGUAUCAGCCCCGGCCUGCUGUCCCGAAGCAGGAAUCCGAACCUGAAGCAGGCGAAGUAGAUGCCUUCAGUGGAACUCAUAGAGGCUAUGGCACUGCUCCGCCGAGCGUUGGAUCUCCUAUUUCCAAGAUUGACCACCCGGGGGCCUUGGCCAGCCCGAACAUCCGGUCUGCCCUAGAUAGCGCGUCCGAGCCGGCUACUCGCGGUGCCUCCCCUUUAACCCAGUCCGGCACUGCAUCUUCGGACUCGAGUCCUGACCAUGUUCGCGACCGACACAAAGAUAAAAAUGAACACAAAGCGACCUUCGGCGCUAUCGGUACCAAGAGAGGUUAUCGUAAGUCGUCUGACGGAUCCUCCGAAGGUGUGGAUGGCUCAAGGAUGCCAGGUUGGAAUGGGAAGGAGUGGUCAUCAAGAUACAUACAACCGGCGCAAGGCACGGCGGACUGUCAGACUUUCACAAUCGAGGUUCUGUGCUGA
This is a messenger RNA of Aspergillus niger, 1098 nucleotides long. RefSeq lists its product as uncharacterized. The transcript has 3 exons. Bases 1 to 1098 code for a protein of 365 amino acids. The record is from RefSeq and is a predicted model, not a curated record. NCBI's taxonomy places the organism in Eukaryota, Fungi, Ascomycota, Eurotiomycetes, Eurotiales, Aspergillaceae.